UCAACAGAAACGAACAGUACCGUGACAGAAAAUGCCGAACAAUCUCAAAGCUUUAAACAAGUUUUCCAGGUCAGUGGACGUGAGUAUUCUACAGAGAAGCAUUCCUGUGUGCCACUUUAAUCCGUCGACUACAAAAAAAGCCAUGGAGAUCGAAGUUGUUGACAGAUUCCGGGAAGGUUCGCAUGCAGACUUCUGUGAAAGAAUGUACAAGAGUUUUAAAUCUCAGAGUGCCGUAAUGGAACUUAACAGAAGAUUGAGUUCGGCCCAGUAUACUUUUCCAGACGACAAUGAGAUUUUAUCCACAAAGUUUCCUGAGCAGGCUGUUUGCGAAAGCAGGGAAAAAGAAACGAAAAGCGGCCAUUCCAGGACAGAUGUCGACAUUAGAAGUUUACUUAGACUUCAAUCGAAUGUCUCUUCGGCAAAGCCGGGAAAUUUAGGCUUGAAAAAUCGUUUAAAUGCACAUAAUGGAAUUUUCGAAAUGCAAAAUAUCACUUAUGUUUCUGAUAAAGCCGACUUGAGCGCCGCCGAAACAGAGUGCAAUGGUACAGAACAUGCAGAAGAACAUGGAGCGCUGGGCAUAACAACUCCGCGUAAGAAUAAACAACCACAGCUGAAACUUUUGUUUAGCUCCGGACAAGGUGGCGUGGGGCAAGAUGAAUUUGACACAUUUAAUGAACCUGUCGGGGUAACUGCUAUGCCAGAUGGUAAAAUCAUUGUGGCAGACUACAACAACGACAGACUACAAGUAUUAUCCAGCGACGGGAAAUUUAUUCGCGCGCACGAUCACUACUCGAGGGAGAGCGGAAAGAAAUUUCCGUUCAUGUGCCCCGCUGGGAUUGCGUGCGAUGCAUCAGGUAACAUAGCCGUCGUGGAGAAAGGCAAAAAUCGUGUUGUUGUUCUAUCUCCAGCCUGCACAAUCGUGCACGCUUUCGGUCGACAUGGAAAAAAACAAGGUCAGUUCAGAGGGCCCCACGGAAUCUUUAUAGACGCUCGAAAACGCAUUAUCGUCACUGACACAAUGAACUGCCGCAUACAGGUUUUUGACCGAGAAGGAAAUUUUCUCUUCUUGUUCGGUGAUAAGGGGCCAGGGAAACUCAACUACCCAUGCUACGCGAUCUUUCACGAAGGACGGUUCUACGUAACUGAUACAGACAAUGACUGUGUGAAAGUGUUUGACACUCGCGGUACUUUUUUGAGGACUUUUGCAGAUGGACUCAGCGCGCCUUCCGGGAUUGCGGUCUACAAGGGAAAAUACCUUCUCGUCUGUGAUUAUAGCAAUGACUGUGUGAAGAUCUGUUCCCUCGAAGGACGGGUGUUAAGCUCGUUUGGAAGCAAAGGAGACGGUAUUAAUCAGUAUUGUGGUCCUGAGGCUCUUGUGGUUACUCCACAAGGAAAUAUUGUCGUAAGCGACAAACUUAAUUCCAGAAUCCAAGUGUUCGACUUAGUUAUUUGAGCAAUUAGUUUUAAAAAAAAUUGUAUUCAUCGAUUUUUAUGCUGGUGUUCAGGCUCGCUAAAAACUAAAAUGCGAAAUAAACCGUGCGAAAGUCAUUAGAGCGAUGAAAGCUAUAAAGGAAGAUAAAAUUCCCAACAGGAUUCACUCUGAAUUUACAAUAGCAAUAACAGUUUGGUCACGUUUUUUAAUUGUUACGCGAAGUGCCAUAUCUAAAUCCCAACAAUUAGAGAUAAAUCUUCUCAAAAUUGUUCUGGACCGCCUGUUCAAUCUCUUAGUUUUAGAUUGUGCGGUCUCUUUUUCAUUUCCCUUCGACUGUUUUUGAUUAGAAUCCCGAUGAGAUUAAAAGUUCAAAUUUAUUCAAACCGAAGGUCUCCUUCCCAUGAUGCCUGUCUGGUUCAGACUAAGAGAGUAUAAAUCCUGAGCAGUUAAUAUCCUCUUGUUUCAGAUCAUUUCUUGCGGGCAUCGUCGUCAGGGUUUUUCUUCAAGCUUCUGAAGAAAUUUUUUUAAUAGUGCAAGUUUGAACCAAGAUUUUAAUUUGAAAAAGAAAGACUACUUUCGAGUAACUUCCUUCUACCAAGGUUAUCCGCAAAUUUUUGUUAAAUCGCAUUGUUGAAACUCUGAUAGGCUGUGGCUUGUUUUAAAUCUGCAUAGACCGUUUUUUUAGUUUUUUUUUAUUAGUUUAAAGAUAUUGCAGGAAUGAUGUAAAAUGUACAGUUUGCAGAUAUUUUAUGAAGAUGCUAGAUUGUUCAAUGGACUGUACAAAAUUCACUUGAUUUAAAAUAUUACUUAAGUAUUUAGCCAGAUAUUUAUUCGUAUUUCAAAGUUAAUAGAUGGAGCGAUUAAAGAUAUAACAC
This is a messenger RNA of Pocillopora meandrina, 2307 nucleotides long. NCBI's taxonomy places the organism in Eukaryota, Metazoa, Cnidaria, Anthozoa, Scleractinia, Pocilloporidae. The record is from the annotation of a GenBank genome assembly.